Molecule: messenger RNA, 2313 nt
Organism: Zygotorulaspora mrakii
Lineage: Eukaryota; Fungi; Ascomycota; Saccharomycetes; Saccharomycetales; Saccharomycetaceae
Gene: GEF1
Product: Gef1p
Exons: 1
Coding region: 1-2313 (770 amino acids)
Biological process (GO): intracellular copper ion homeostasis; chloride transport; intracellular iron ion homeostasis
Cellular component (GO): Golgi apparatus; membrane; fungal-type vacuole
Molecular function (GO): voltage-gated chloride channel activity
Source: RefSeq, a predicted model, not a curated record
AUGCUCUCUCCAAAUACUGCUGAAACCGGUUCCGCCAAUGAUGAAUAUAGAUCUAAGGUAAUACCAGAAACGCAGAAUUUUGAUGAUUUUGUCACUAUCGAUUGGUUAGCUGAGGAGAACAGACUUAUCAAUGAAAGCAAGCGUGCACAUGCGCAGGAAAGAAGCCUCCAAUAUUGGCAGGGGAGCUUUCAUCUGUGGGCGAGAUGUAGGACGCUGGUAGCCCUCACCUGUAUUGCGGUCGUAAUCGGGUGCAUUGCAGGUUUUUUACAGAUAUUUACAGAAUCGUUGGUAAACUGGAAGACGGGUCACUGCGGUAGAAACUGGCUCUUGAACAAAUCAUUCUGCUGUAGUGAUAAAAACUUGUUGAGCAACUCCAAAAGGGCAUUUUCGCUUACAAAGAGAGAAGAAUUUGAAUGUCUUGAAAACGGGACGUGGGUGAAAUGGUCGGGUGAGCCUUUCCCAUUUAUGAUCUUUAUGUUCUUUUCAGUGGUAUUUGCACUGACAAGUGCACUUCUGGUCAAGUUUGUUGCACCAAUGGCAACUGGGUCAGGUAUUUCGGAGAUAAAAGUGUGGGUUUCGGGAUUUAAAUAUAAGGAUGAGUUUUUGAAUUUGAGGACUUUGAUAGUUAAGAGUGUGGCGCUACCGUUAGCAAUUUCUUCGGGUUUAAGUGUUGGUAAAGAGGGACCAUCCGUCCAUUAUGCUACCUGUUGUGGGUACGUGAUCACAAAUUGGCUUCUGAAAGACGUACUGACCUACUCGAAGCAAUCGGAGUAUUUAACCGCCGCAAGUGGUGCCGGCGUUGCAGUUGCAUUUGGAUCACCAAUAGGUGGAGUUUUGUUUGGCUUGGAAGAGAUUGCCUCAUCCUCGGAGUUCAGCCCAUCGACAUUAUGGAAAUCAUUUUACGUUGCGCUCGUUGCAGUAGCCACUUUGGAAUACAUUAAUCCUUUUAGAAAUGGAAAGAUUAUUUUGUUCAAUGUGACUUAUGAUAGAGAUUGGAGAGUUGAAGAAAUACCAGUAUUCAUUAUUUUAGGUAUUUUUGGUGGUGUUUACGGAAAGCUGGUAAGCAAAUGGAAUAUUCAUUACGUACAAUUCAGAAAAAGAUAUUUGUCGAAAUGGCCAGUGCAAGAAGUUAUUAUACUCACUUUUUUAACCGCGUUAGUGAGUUACUUUAAUGAAUUCUUAAAGCUCGAUAUGACCGAAAGUAUGGGUAUCCUUUUCCAUGAGUGUAAAACUAACGAUAACACAUCCACUUUUACUCAUAGACUUUGUGAGUUGGAUGAGAAUACUCAUGUUGUAAGCUUUUUGCGGGUAUUCUCUUCUUUGUGCUUGGCUACUGUUCUUAGAGCACUCUUUGUAAUAAUAUCAUAUGGCUCUAGAGUUCCUGCUGGAAUUUUUGUGCCUUCUAUGGCAGUUGGUGCUACAUUUGGGCGUGCAUUGAGUUUGUUGGUUGAAAGAUUUGUAAGCGGUGCCAAUGUAAUAACACCAGGUGCUUAUGCUUUCCUUGGAGCCGCCGCUACUUUAUGCGGUAUCACGAAUCUAACAUUGACUGUUGUAGUUAUCAUGUUUGAAUUGACGGGUGCAUUCAUAUACAUCAUUCCCACAAUGAUUGUAGUGGCCAUUACACGUUUGAUAUUAACUUAUUUCCAUACACUCGGUGGUAUUGCUGAUCAAAUGGUUUUGGUCAAUGGUUUUCCCCUAAUCGAACCUGACAUUCGGGAAGAGUAUAUGGAAAAGUGCACCGCAGCGCAAAUAAUGACGAGGGAUUUGACCACGAUUAGUGAAAUAAUUUACUUAUCUGAACUCGAAUCCAUGGUUUAUGAUUCCUCAGAAAGAUCGGUGAAUGGAUUUCCCAUAAUCAAGGCUGAAGAUAAAAAUGAAUUUGAAAAAAGAUGCCUUGGUUACGUUUUACGAAGACACUUAAUAUCAAAGUUAAUGUCAUUGGACAGUACCAGCUCUGAAACUAAUAGAAUUAUAGUUUCCUUCACAGGUGAGGAUAGCUCAAAUAAUACAAAUGGCAAUCUUCAAGAAGUGCUGAGCUUUAAGGAUCUUCUAAUUCAAUGUCCUGUCAUUGUACAGCCCGAAGCUCCUGUGUCUCUAGUUUAUAGAAUGUUCAAACAACUGGGUUGUAAGGCAGUCAUUGUUCAGGACGGUGGUUUCCUACAAGGUCUCAUUACAAGAAAGGAUGUUAUCAGAUUCGAACGAAAUAAGCAUGAAGAAUUACAUGGCCCCCAAUAUAAGCAGAAUGACACAUUCAAUGAGAAACUGUGGGCUAUAAUUCAGUCUAUGAUUAAUAAAAUUAACCGCACUGAGUAG